AUGGAGGAGCGAAAGGACCGCCGGCCAACGCUCAUCGACGUUGUCGAGGCGAGGCCCGCGCAGACAAACGACAUGUUGUCGGGUCUCCUACUAGAGGAUGCGAUGAUCCAUAAUGCCAGUCACAAAAUGCACAACCCUGUCGAUAAGAUGGCAUUUCUUGGCUUCCUUGCAGGAGUCUGGGUGGGUUUCGGAGGCAUUGCUGCAACGAGCGUUGCCGGGGGCAUUCCAAAGGCCAUACGAGACGAAUGGCCCGUCCUCCCAAGACUAGGAACCGCAUUCUUCUUUCCUUUUGCUCUGCACUUUAUCAUCCUGUUUGGUGGAGAGUUGUUUACUGGAAACACCAUGAUCCUGUCUAUAGGUCUUUGGAAUCGUGUGAUCCCAGUUCGACGAGCUCUUCUCAACCUUCUCAUCGUCUAUAUUGCCAACUUCUUUGGAUGCGUCCUCAUGUCGUACAUUUUCUCGUACCAGACGGAUAUCUUUGAGGCAGAACCAUGGCGGUCAUUUGUUCAAGAAAUCGCCUACUCUAAAACACGCGCCCACCCAUGGUGGGUGAUUUUCCUCAAGGCAAUUCCAGCCAAUACGCUUGUGUGUAUGGCUGUCAUGUUGGGAUUCGCUGCUCGCGAUAGUGCAGGCAAGAUCGUUGCACUCUGGUUCCCUGUCGUCAUGUUUGUUUUACCUUCGUUCGAACAUGCUAUCGCGAACAUGUACUUUGUCUCGAAUGGUCUCUGGCAUGGUGCUGACAUCACGUUUGGCUGGAUGAUGUUCAAUCAAUCGGCAGCCGUCCUCGGAAAUUUUGUCGGCGGUGCGAUUGCCAUCGGCACGGUGGAACACGCCAUGAACCACUGGACGUCGCCACUUCCAUGGGAAGAAGGACACGCAGUGGGUACGCUCGCUGCUGCAGAUGUCGAGUCGACACGCAAGGCCAAGGAGAAUCGACCCGAGGCCGAGAAACAGCAACUCAGGGAGCUGACACUGACGCGGACACGAAGCCGUGCGCCGAGUUCGCCUGUGCAGAUGCGGAAUGGACACGCUUUGCCUGCAUAA
Serendipita indica DSM 11827 is the source of this 1044-nucleotide messenger RNA. The record is from the annotation of a GenBank genome assembly. Lineage: Eukaryota; Fungi; Basidiomycota; Agaricomycetes; Sebacinales; Serendipitaceae.